This is a messenger RNA of Laccaria bicolor S238N-H82, 2712 nucleotides long. RefSeq lists its product as uncharacterized. The transcript has 7 exons. The coding region runs from base 1 to 2712 and encodes 903 amino acids. Gene Ontology annotation, biological process: maturation of SSU-rRNA. Gene Ontology annotation, cellular component: Noc4p-Nop14p complex; small-subunit processome; nucleolus. The record is from RefSeq and is a predicted model, not a curated record. NCBI's taxonomy places the organism in Eukaryota, Fungi, Basidiomycota, Agaricomycetes, Agaricales, Hydnangiaceae.
AUGGCCAAUGGAUCUCAGCUUUCACAAUUAAAAACAGCCUUGGCCCAGGCAGGUCUUACAGGUCAAAAUCAGUCAGGGAAGAAGCGAAAACGGUCAACACCCCUCGAAAAGGACAAGGAGAAGAAGGCUGCGAAACUUGAGGAGAUCAAACAACGGCUGAAUCCUUUUGAUACCAAGGUCACGAAAUUGAAGCAUGAUGUCGGUGGAAGGAGGCUCAAAGGCAUUACGGGAAAGCCUGCUAAGAGUAAACAGGCGGGAAUUGAACAGCGCAAGAAGACGCUCUUGAAAGAAUACGAAGAGAAGGAUCGAGCUGGUGGCAUUAUUGAUCGACGUUUUGGUGAAAACGACCCCACGAUGAGCAUUGAGGAGAGGAUGCUGGAACGAUUUACGAAGGAGCGGCAACGAGCAUCGAAAGGGGCAGCCUUCAAUCUUGAAGAUGAGGAAGAACUCACCCAUUACGGCCAGAGCCUCUCAAAAAUGGACGACUUUGAUAAUGUUGGACUUGGUUCGGAUAGCGACGAGGAGAAGGGUUUGGGCCAGAUUGACAGAGAGACUGUCACUAAAACCCACUUUGGAGGAUUCAGUGACGAGGAGGAUAGCGACGGAGAACCUGAAAGAAAAAAGUCCAAAGCAGAGGUAAUGGCAGAGGUCAUUGCGAAAAGCAAGGAGCACAAGUUGCGACGUCAAAUGGAAAAGCAGGCAGGGGAAGACGUUCGUCACGAAUUGGACAAUAAUUUUGCGGCUCUGCGCGAUCUAAUCUACGCUCCAGACCCUUCGACUUCAUCUGGAAGCAAUCUCGUUCCACUCGGCACUCGUGCAGAGCCCUCAGCCAAACCGCCCUCGGAUGUCAACGAAACGCUAAAGGUUCUUGCUCCGGAGGCUCAAGAUGAUGAUUACGACCAGCAUGUCCGUGAGCUUGCAUUUGACAAGCGAGCGAAGCCGAAGGAUAGAACGAAGACGGAAGAGGAGUUAGCGUUGGAGGAAAAAGAGUCUUUGGAGAAGGCGGAAAGGGCUCGACGACGUCGUAUGCUGGGCCUUGAGGAGGAGAGCGAUGACGAGGGAAAGGGAAAGGGAAAGGGGAAGCGGAAACGGGGAGCAGAUGACUUGGAAGAUGAUUUUUAUGAUGAAGACGCCGAAUUGGGUGGUUUGGGUGCGGGCCUUGAAGGGGGUGAUACUCUGGAGGCUGAGCAGGAGGAAGAUGAAGGUCAGGAUGACGAAGGGGAAAGCUCCGGAGGGGAGGAAGACGAGGAAGAAGGUUCGGCGGAUGAUUCUGAGGAAGAACAAGGCGAACAUGAAAAUCUUGUUUCCGUGGCGUCUUCAGCAAAGGGAGAAUCGAAAGCACGACAACUUUCAAGUGUGGAGUUGCCGUUUACUUUCCCUUGUCCCUCAACACACGAAGAGUUCCUAAAGAUCGUGGAUGGCGUCGCCGAUGCGGACGUGCCUACGAUCGUGCAGCGUAUACGAACGUUGUAUCACACAAGUUUGGCUCCUGAAAACAAGUUCAAACUACAAACUUUGGGUGCUGUUCUCAUCGAUCACAUACUCUACAUCACAUCUCUAUCAGAACCUUCUUUCACCUUGGUAUCGGCCCUCCUCCCGCAUCUCAUCGCGAUUACCCGCGCCUACCCCAUCCCUGCAGCAGAGUGCUUUAAUGAAAAGCUCACCCUGAUGCACAAAAAUUUGAAGCGUGGUCUUUCCAGAGGGGCCUUGAUGCCGGAUUCCAAAACUUGGCCUAAACUGCCGGAACUUUCAUUGCUGCGGAUUAUUGGACUCGUAUGGCCAACGAGCGAUCUUAAUCACGCGGUUAUCUCGCCGACUCGUGUGCUCAUCGGUGCAUAUCUUGGUCUCGGUCGGGUCAGGUCACUUUCAGACAUUGCUAGUGGCCUAUUCUUGUGCUCUUUGUUCCUCCAAUUCGAGGCCCUAUCAAAACGGCUUGUACCAGAAGCCGGCAAUUUUUUGGUUAACACCGUCUUGCAUUUGGCACCUCAUCAUUACAAAGAUAUUCCAUCCCUUCCUGGUUCUUUCCCUUCUCCCGAUUUUCGUUCAGAAUCAUGUCGGCGUUUGAUGCUUAAGUUGAAUGGCAAGAAGGCACCUGUUAUUCAAAAGCCCAAUUUAACAAGUUUACUUUCGAUAUCGCAGGCGAGCGAGCAAGCAAAGACCGAUCUUCUUGGACUCGCUUUCGAGUUGUUGGGGCGGUUCGCGGAGCUGUACAAGGGGAUUGAUGCCUUUAUUGAACUCUACGAGCCUAUACUGGUGAUUCUGCAGAAUGUUGAUGCUGACAACCUCAUUGAGGGCCUCAGGGUUCAACUGGCCAAGCUGACGGACUCCCUACAACGCCUACUCAAGUUCUCUCGUCAAGCACGACAACCUCUACGCCUUCAAGCCCACAAACCCAUUCCGAUUCCCACGUACAUUCCCAAGUUUGAAACAACUUCAUCGAAUUACCUUCGUCGCCAAGAUCCUGACCAUGAGAAGAACGAGGCAGCGAAAUUGCGUAAUCAAUACAAGCAGGAGAGGAAGGGUGCUAUUAGGGAGCUCCGGAAGGACGCGAGGUUCUUGGCGGGCGUGGAACAGAAGAAGCAGAUUGAGAAGGACCGAGCUUAUAAUGAGCGCAUGAAGCGGGUGUUUGGGUCUAUUGAGGGAGAGCGUGCAGAGGAGAAAGCUAUGGAGAGAGAGAAAUCGAAAGAAAAACGGAGGGCGGGGAGGAAGUAG